This is a messenger RNA of Paracoccidioides brasiliensis Pb18, 1104 nucleotides long. RefSeq lists its product as uncharacterized. Gene Ontology annotation, molecular function: protein binding; molecular adaptor activity. Gene Ontology annotation, biological process: post-translational protein targeting to endoplasmic reticulum membrane. Gene Ontology annotation, cellular component: membrane; TRC complex. The record is from RefSeq and is a predicted model, not a curated record. The coding region runs from base 1 to 1104 and encodes 367 amino acids. The transcript is spliced from 3 exons.
AUGGCGCCCACAGAAUCCAAGAAGCGUUUAGCGCUUGCGAUAAUAGACUUUCUCAGCAGCAGUCUGAAAGACGGAACCCUUACGGCAGAAGAUUCUGAAUCUAUUGAGAUUGCGCAGUCUUGUAUCGCAGACACGUUCAAGGUGGACCCCUCAGAUAAGACUGCUAUGCAGGAUGCGCUUGGAGGCCAAAGUCUUGCAACCAUUUACAACGUAUACGAGAAACUCAAAGGAAAAGGCUCCAUCCCGGCGCCCAACUCCGCGGGUGACACAAAGCCAACUGAGUCCAAACCAGCAGCAGCUUCGCAGAUCGGCACGCCAAAUGAGGAAUCUGAGAAGUUAAAAUCGCAGGGUAACGCAGCCAUGGCCCGCAAGGACUACCCUACCGCGAUUUCCUUUUAUACCCAGGCUCUCAGUAUUGCACCUUCGAACCCCAUCUACCUCUCUAACCGCGCAGCCGCCUAUUCAGCUUCGGGAAACCACACCAAGGCCGCGGAAGACGCCGAGGUUGCCGUGGCUGCGGAUCCAAAAUAUGUCAAGGGUUGGGGCAGACUUGGUCUUGCUAGAUUUGCCCUUGGAAAUGCCAAGGGUGCUGCUGAAGCAUACCAGAAGGGCAUCGACGCGGAAGGAAACGGUGGCAGUGAGGCUAUGCGUAAGGGACUGGAGACUGCAAAGAAGCGUAUCGAGGAAAUGACGCAGGAAGAGAAUGAACCCCCUGCGGAAGAAGUUGAUGAGGCUUCUGGUGCCUCUCGUGGAACUGGGGGUGCGGGCGGAAUGCCAGACCUUUCAGCUCUUGCAGGAAUGUUUAGUGGUGGAGGAGCAGGGGGGGGCGCUGGUGGCGGCAUCUCUGAUCUCAGCUCAAUAAUGAACAACCCAAUGUUUGCCAGUAUGGCGCAGAACCUCAUGAGCAACCCUGAAAUGAUGAGCAAUCUUAUGAAUAACCCACGUAUCCGACAGAUGGCGGAGAGUUUGGGUGGAGGCGGUGCUGGUGGCGAGGGAGGCGGCCUUCCUGAUAUUGCUAGCAUGAUGAAUGAUCCGAAUAUUGCUGAAAUGGCAAGAAAUCUGAUGGGUGGAGGUGCUGGUCGUGGUGCCGGAAGAGGUUCUUGA